This is a messenger RNA of Dichomitus squalens LYAD-421 SS1, 420 nucleotides long. RefSeq lists its product as uncharacterized. Gene Ontology annotation, biological process: proton motive force-driven ATP synthesis. NCBI's taxonomy places the organism in Eukaryota, Fungi, Basidiomycota, Agaricomycetes, Polyporales, Polyporaceae. The transcript has 4 exons. Bases 1 to 294 code for a protein of 97 amino acids. The record is from RefSeq and is a predicted model, not a curated record.
AUGCAGCCUACUCUCAUUCGCCGUCAGCUCGGUGGCCUCGUUCCCCCCAAAGUCGCCACCCCGUCCCUCCUCUCGUCUGGUACGGGCGCAGGCCUUGGCCCGCUCGUCAACUUCUACUCCAAGCUCCCCAAGGGUCCCGCUCCUACUUCUGCGGGGGGCAUCAAAGCGCGUUUCUUCAAUGGCAAGAACGCGUCUGCAGCACCCCUGCUGUUCGGCAUCCUCGCCAUCUUCUCUCUGGGCUACACCAUUGACUACCAGAUGCACUUGAAGCACCACAAGAACCACGCUCACUAAGCUCCGAGUUGAGAUGCGGGUCCAGAAAUGGUAGAGAUAGAUCGCACUGUGUAUGGACAGGUGAAAUUGCAUUCGCCCGCGCUGCUACCUCGUCGACGUGGCCAAACAAGCUUUGGACUUCGUCCA